AUGAAAGUUGCAACAACACCAGUAAACAAUGCCUUUGAAAGCUGGACACCAGCAAUUGGUACUGGAAAACAAAAUGCUGAUGUGCAAACUUCUCCAGAUCCUUGUGAAACUUUCUUUGAUCUUUACCAGCUGUCUGCUACCACAAAAUAUACACAGCUAUCAAAGCAACCAGGACCAUUAAGUUAUGAGUUCCUGUCACUGAAUUCCAGUGUUUACGGCAAGUUUAAGGACACAGAAGACAAAAUCUUUAUCUUGGCAAAUAAUCAGACAAACCUACAAAUUGAGCUCAAGCAGGCCGAAAAUAAUAUAACAGAUCUGUUCCACAGUAAGGAAGAACUUCAAGUUCAGAUUUUUAAAAAGAUUAAUGAAACAAUCCAAAGACAAUUUGAAAAGGAAGAAAACAGGAUAGAACAGAAAUUUGAUGACAUUGAACGCAAACUGAAUCAGCUGACAAGCAACCCUGGGUCACUCAAUGGAAAGCAGGUUGAAUGUUGCCCUAUAGACUGGCAAAUAUUUAGGCACAGCUGUUAUUACUUCUCCACAGAUUAUUCAGCAUGGUCUAAAGCCCGGAGUAAAUGCAAAGUUUCAGAAUCAGAUUUAGUCAUCAUCAACAGACCCGAGGAACAGGGUUUCUUAACACUGAAAGUAAAAGAGUACAAUAGCAAGCGUGGAACAUGGAGCAAUGAACUGUGGUACUGGAUUGGAAUGACAGACAAUGAAAAGGAAGGGAUGUGGAAAUGGGUAGAUGGGACGCUAUGUGACUGCAUCAAGAAUCAAAAAGGGUUCAUGAAAAGUGUCUUACACAGUAAAGCUGAUUUUUGUUUUGAGCGAUAA
Protopterus annectens (West African lungfish) is the source of this 834-nucleotide messenger RNA. RefSeq names its product asialoglycoprotein receptor 1-like. The record is from RefSeq and is a predicted model, not a curated record. Lineage: Eukaryota; Metazoa; Chordata; Ceratodontiformes; Protopteridae. The coding region runs from base 1 to 834 and encodes 277 amino acids. The transcript has 5 exons.